AUGUAUUCUUAUUUGAUCCCUUUGUAUCUCUUUUUGUUUGUCCACUAUGGGUGGUCUGAAGACACAACGCACAAGUACACGACAAAAUACGAUAACAUUGAUUUGGAAAACGUUGUCAAAAAUGAAAGGUUGUUAAAAAGCUAUGUUGACUGUUUAUUGGAAAAAGGACGAUGUUCUCCGGACGGCCUCGAAUUAAAAAAAAACAUGCCAGACGCCAUCGAAACUGACUGCAGCAAAUGCAGCGAAAAACAAAAGGAAGGAUCGGACUUUAUUAUGCGAUACCUCAUUGAUAACAAACCGGACUACUGGAAGGCCUUAGAAGCAAAAUAUGAUCCUGACGGAACUUACAAGAAGAGAUAUUUUGAAUCACAAAAAGACGAAGUGUCUAAAGUUGAAGCCUAA
This is a messenger RNA of Tribolium castaneum (red flour beetle), 402 nucleotides long. RefSeq names its product chemosensory protein 4 (gene Csp4). The record is from RefSeq and is marked provisional. The coding region runs from base 1 to 402 and encodes 133 amino acids. Lineage: Eukaryota; Metazoa; Arthropoda; Insecta; Coleoptera; Tenebrionidae. The transcript has 2 exons.